AUGUGUGUGAAAUGUCACCAGGUCGGUACCGGGUAUAACCUGCCGGGGGACACCACUGACGGCUACCCGUCGGCUUCCAAGGCCGCCAUGAAGGAGCAGUGUUUGUGCGAGGAUUUCAGUCGGCCAGGCACCGCGCUGGGCGUCCUCUCGCUGGCCGCUCUGCUGGUGUACGCGCUGACAAGCACAUCCAACAACUACCAGGCGGUGGCCAACGCGACGGCCACGGGACGCGCCCGGGCGGACGGCGCCCAUUACCACGAAUUGGCCAGUUUCUUACUGGAUCAGACGCCGAACGACGAGACGAGAAGAACGAAUAUUCUCAAGAUAUCCAGCAAUUUAACUGAAGUUUUUGAAAGCUUGAUCGCUCCGCCAGUUAACUGGAAGAUGCAUCCUGCUGAGAGCCACCGUGUACGCCGGCACCUGGCACCAUCCGUCAGUCCGGUGUCAACGUCUGGAGCUCGGAGGAGCACCUCGUCUCACCUCAGACCUCAGAGGAGACCAUGCGCCGGCAAACAAACCUGUCUCAGCUCCCCGCUCCAGUCCCCCGAGUCUAAGGAGCGCACUUCACUGAACUCGACUGGUCAGCUCACGUUGCCCUUGAUGUCGAGGCACAGAACCACACAUCAAGGAAGUGUCAGUGUGUUAUCGAAGAGAUCGCGUCGGCGUGAGGCAGCUGAGGCUAAAAACAACCCCAGUGGAUGGCAGGUGGCACGCAGGGCUCCAAGACGCCGUGGAGCGUUUGAGUCUCGCGGCCGGCCGGUUCAACGACACCGCAGAGUGGACGGUCAAACACCGCUAGCCAGACACUCACCCGGCCACAAGUCGUGGAAGGCACGCUUUAAAACGAUCAUGGCCAAACUGGGACGCAGCAUCCGCGGCAGCCGCCGGCCGAAGGGUUACAACCACCACGAGUGCGACUGCCCGGAGCGCACCGGGCUCAAGGAGCUGCUCGGCUUCCUGCCGAUCGCAGUGGUGCUCGGCUACACCACCACUGUCUCGGCCUCCGCAGCGGCGGGCGGCACCACCUCCGGCGGCGGCAGCACCACCUCCGUCACCGUCAGCGGCGGAAACACCGUCACCAGCACCAACACCAACACGCCAUCGCUCACCAACACCGAUAACGACGUCAUCACGGUCUCUGCUCAGGCCAACCCGCUCAACACGCUGACCAACACGGCGUCCAACCAGGACAACGACAUCAUCACCAACACGGCCCGCCACCUGGGCGCGGCCGCGGACUUCAGCACGCCGCCGACACUCUGGUCUCUCCUAGUGCCGCCUCGCGUCGCACACAAACGGACAUCUGGAAAAGUGCGGCUGCCUUCCAGGACAGGUUCCAGCCCUCUCCCAGAGAUUCAGGAAGCACUGCAGGAGAGGGUGGCGACUACGGGCGAGCUGAUCUCUGGCCGGGCAGUGCCACGCUCCCUUCCAGCAGUGCCAGGAAGAGCCGUGAGCGGCACGAUGAGACGACCACCCAAUCGAGAAGCUGACCACGGGUGGCGCCGUCCCGACCUCGGUCACCCAAGCCGGCCGCAGCGAGACCACAGGCCUACGCAUCGGCAGCUUCCUGUCAGCGGUGGUGAGGACUCUUCUCAGUCUGGUGUCGGCGCGCAGCUGGCGCCACGAGCCGUGCUUCCAGCGCCGCCUGUGUGACCUGGUGGCCAGCUCUGGGGCGGACCGGCCGCUGCUCGCCAUCGCCAGCGUGCCGGUGAGCCUGCUG
Messenger RNA from Amphibalanus amphitrite, 1720 nucleotides. RefSeq lists its product as uncharacterized. The coding region runs from base 1 to 1653 and encodes 550 amino acids. The record is from RefSeq and is a predicted model, not a curated record. Lineage: Eukaryota; Metazoa; Arthropoda; Thecostraca; Balanomorpha; Balanidae. The transcript is spliced from 4 exons.